AUGACCGAGAUCCUGAAACAGAAGGACUCUGAACUGACCAACUUCAAGAUAGCAGCUGGCACGCUUGAUGCCAGUGCGAAGAUUUACGCCGUGCGCGUGGACGCGGUCCAUGCAGAUACCUACAAAGUUCUUGGAGGCUUAGGCAAGGACUCGGCACCUACAAAAAACGUGGACAGCCCAGAAGGAGAAGACAGUGCAGCUCCUGAGUCUGUCAAGACGGUUCAGAAAAAGAAAAAGCACUCAUUCAAAACUGUUGAGCAGAACUUGAAUAACAUCAAUGUGUCGGAUGCUAAUCGCAGAUGUGAGGUUGAUCCCAUGUUCCAGAAAACAGCUGCAUCUUUUGAUGAAUGCAGCACAGCUGGCAUUUUCCUCACCGGGCUGCGUACCCAAAGUUGCCACAGUGAGCUCCUCUUUGACUCAAAGAUCGUGCCUCUCCCUUCUUCAGAGACACUCAUGCUGCCAAACGCCGAUCCUGUGAAAGUGACAGAUUUAAAGCCCCUGCUAGCACAGUGCAUUGAAAAACGCCCCAUCUGCUCUUCGCUGGCUGGUUUCCAGUUUACAAAGUGGGAUGCUGAAUCCCAUGAUGAGUCGGUGUCAGCCCUGUGGGAUAAAUUUAAGAAGAGCGACCAAGCGUUCGAUUUCAAUGCGGAGAUAGACAGCGAUGCGGAAGACUGUGUUCCCACUCUGCCAGGUGAUGACUGCAAUUCUGACUCUCCCAGGAGCGCAGCAGCAGACAAGAUUGGGGAAUUCACAGAAAACCUCAGCUCCUUUGGAACGGUCCGCAAGAGCGAGAGAACUGAUGCCGUUCCUUUUGGAGAGGGAGACAUCGGGUCCAUGUGCCUUCAUCUCUCCAUGAAACCGGGGGAAUAUUCCUACUUCAGUCCCCGAACUCUGUCAAUGUGGGCUGGCCCAGAGCACUGGCGUUUCAAACCUCAACACAAACGUGCUGACUCCGAAAAAGAGGCCAAGAAAAGGAGUGUAAAGAAAGCAUUUGAAAUAAACUUUGAUGAAGAUAUUGACUUUGAGGUGUAUUUCCAUAAGACCAAGGCAUCUGUAACUCUAGCCAAAUCCAUUCUGGAAAGCCAGAAUGUGAAGAGCACCACUCUUCCCUCAGACUUCAACUAUGACCCUAACAACAUUCUCCAGCUGUUCCUCAAACCAGCUGUUAAGCUCUGCAGGAUGUCUGAGCCGGACAGCUCGUCGGAUCACGAAGAUGAGAUCGGCGAGUACGAUUACAACAAC
This is a messenger RNA of Nipponia nippon (crested ibis), 1242 nucleotides long. NCBI's taxonomy places the organism in Eukaryota, Metazoa, Chordata, Aves, Pelecaniformes, Threskiornithidae. The record is from RefSeq and is a predicted model, not a curated record.